Molecule: messenger RNA, 1211 nt
Organism: Struthio camelus australis
Lineage: Eukaryota; Metazoa; Chordata; Aves; Struthioniformes; Struthionidae
Source: RefSeq, a predicted model, not a curated record
AUGCAGGGGAGCGUCUGCUUGACCGGCAGGCGAUUCCUCCAGGUGCUCCCAGGCCGAUUUUCGCUGCCGGAGAGCGGGCAGAGCAGGGCACGGCGCGGCCAUAGCGCUGUUCGACUCGGCAGCACGCUCUCUGUCCUGCUGGCUCAGCCUGUUCCCCUUUUCCUGAGGGGAAAAAGCGUUACGGAACGGGCAGCGCCUCUGCUCUCUUUUGCAGAGUGUGGAGAACGGCCGCUCGCAGACGCGUUCUCGGGCCUUCGGAUUGUAGGUGGACACGAUGCUCAAGCGGGAGCGUGGCCGUGGUUAGUUAGCCUCCAAAUUCACCGCGCCGGUGUAAAAUUUAAGCACGUAUGUGGUGGAGCUUUAGUUAAUGAGAAUUCAGUACUUUCAGCUGCCCACUGCGUUACACAGAGGAAGGACCCAUAUUUCUGGAGAGCUGUGAUGGGUGUGCAUAACCUUUGGAAACAUAAUAAAUAUACAACAAAAAGAAAUAUUAGAAACAUCACUGUCCACCCAGAAUUCAAGAAAGAAACAUUUGAAAAUGAUAUUGCAUUAUUUAAACUUGAUUCCUCUGUACGCUACAAUGACUAUAUUCAGCCUAUCUGCUUACCUUCUGCACACCUUUACCUAUAUAUUGACAACCAAACAGAUUGCUUUAUAAGUGGUUGGGGACGUACAGCUGAAAAAGGUAAAAUCUCAGCUGUAUUAAAAGAAGCACAAGUGGAAAUCAUUCCUUCUAAUGUCUGCAAUGCUUUUGAUUCAUAUGGAGGACUGGUUAAUAGCAACAUGAUUUGUGCUGGCUUUGAAUCUGGAGGCACUGAUAGCUGUCAGGGAGACAGUGGUGGACCUUUAAUGUGCUAUCACCCUAGUACCAGCAAGUACUAUAUAAUAGGAAUUACCAGUUUUGGAAUUGGCUGUGGCCGACCAAAAUUUCCUGGGAUCUAUGUCCGUUUAUCUCAAUACAGAAGAUGGAUAACAUCUGAACUUCUGUUGAAUAAUAAGGCUGUGAAUCCCAUGAGCGUUACACUUGUGAUCUUUCUGACUGUGAGGUGUAUAGCGUUUGCCUAGGCUUUCUAAAGUGGCAAGCCAUUGCAUCAUCACUGUAGAGGUUUGGGCCGUUUGUUAAAACUUUGAAGAGAGCUAACUCAUGUUUUGUAAGACUAAAUCUCAGUGCAAAAGGAAAAAAAAUGCCUUUUUUUUUUUUUUUUUUAAGA